Molecule: messenger RNA, 474 nt
Organism: Sinocyclocheilus rhinocerous
Lineage: Eukaryota; Metazoa; Chordata; Actinopteri; Cypriniformes; Cyprinidae
Product: sperm-tail PG-rich repeat-containing protein 2-like
Exons: 5
Coding region: 1-474 (157 amino acids)
Biological process (GO): epigenetic programing of male pronucleus
Cellular component (GO): male pronucleus; female pronucleus; germinal vesicle
Molecular function (GO): histone binding; chromatin binding
Source: RefSeq, a predicted model, not a curated record
AUGGAACCUUUGACUGUGGAGAAAACAACUGAAGCGUUAUAUAAGAAACAGAGUACAGCUGCUUUUAAAUCUGCCACUGACAGACUUGUGGGUUCACUGUUCGCCAAAGAUACACCUCCGCCAGGCUCAUAUAACGUGAGCGAUUCGUUUGAGAAGAUACAUGGCCUCCAUCACUACAGUGAGCCGCGGAACGAGAAAGCACACAAGCGACAGAGCUGCUUCCUGUCUGCCGCCCUCAGAGACCCCGCCUUCCUCCACUACGACCCUGAAACCCCAGGUCCGGCUCAAUAUAGUCCAGAUGUUAAAUUCAGCCCAAAACUUGCACUGAUUGUCUUAAAAGAAGAUCGCUUCAAAAGCCCUAAAGACAAGACCCCUGGACCCGGAGCAUAUGAGCAUGAGAUCUUUAUCUUCACGCAGGUCUUUGAGAAAACUCUCUGCCCACAGCAGUGCCUAGCUCAGGUCAAAGGUCAGUGA